AGUGAAAGUACAGUUAAAAGCAAAGCAAACAUACUCUUUAGCUGAGGUCAUUCAUGUGCCCAGACUCCUCAGGCUACUCUGGCAUUGUGAAUGCCAUUUUUUGAGCCUCCAGUAUGAAUAGAAGAAAAACAAGUAAUAAAAGAUUCAAAAAGUCUACAAGGAGAUUCCAAGGAAGAACCUACAGUUGAGGAUAAGGGAGAGCAUCUUCUGAAAUCUGCCCGGUCAGAUGUGCUGAACUACCAUGAGGAAUUAUUGUUUAUGACCUGAGAGUGUAGUCUCUCAAGGCAUGCCUGGAUAUUCCAUCCUGUAUUUCUUCCUGCUGAGUGUUAUGAUUGACCUGGGGCAAACGUGCUUCUGUGAUCACUUCCCCUGGACUCAGUGGUCCAGCUGCUCAAAAACAUGCAAUUCUGGAACCCAGAGCAGACAGAGACAAAUAGUAGUAAAUAAUUACUAUUGGGAUAACUCAUGUGACCAGCUUUGCACCAAGCAGGAGACCAGAGAGUGUAACUGGCAAAAAUGUCCUAUCAACUGCAUCCUGGGAGAUUAUGGGCCCUGGUCAGACUGUGACCCUUGUCUUGAAAAACAAACUAAGGUUAGAUCUAUCUUGCGCCCUAGUCAGUUUGGGGGACAACCAUGUACUGAGCCCCUGGUGACCUUUCAACCAUGUAUUCCAUCUAAACUCUGCAAAAUUGAAGAGGUUAACUGCAAGGAUAAAUUCCGCUGUGACAGUGGGCGGUGUAUUGCCAGCAAGUUAGAAUGCAACGGAGAAAAUGACUGUGGAGACAAUUCAGAUGAAAGGGCAUGUGGAAGAAAAAAGCCAGUGUGCCCGCGGACGUACACCCCGAUCCCUAGUGUACAAUUGAUAGGCGCGGGAUUUCAUUUUCUGGCAGGAGAUCCCAGAGGAGAAGUCCUUGAUACUUCUUUCACUGGAGGAAUAUGUAAAACUGUCAAAAGCAGUAGAACAAGUAAUCCAUACCGCAUGCCAGCCAACCUGGAAAACGUCAACUUUGAGGUCCAAACUGAAGAAGAUGAUUUGGAAACAGAUUUCUACAAGGAUUUAAUUCGUUUUGAAAAGAAUGAAAAUAAAAAAGCCUCAGUGAGCGGUAAAAAGAAAAGUGAUUUUCAUGUACCAAUUUUUUAUUCCUCAAAGAAAAAUGAAAACUUUAAACAUAACUUGGCUUUCAAAGAAGCCAUUCAAGCCUCCCACAAAAAGGAUUCUAGCUUUGUUAGAAUCCAUAAAGUGAUAAAAGUCUUAAACUUCACAAUGAAAGCUGAGGAUCUGCAUCUCUCUGAUGUCUUUUUGAAAGCGCUUAACCGUCUGCCUUUAGAAUACAACUUUGCUUUGUACAGCCGAAUAUUUGAGGACUUUGGAACUCACUACUUUACUUCUGGAUCCCUGGGUGGAGUAUAUGACCUUCUCUACCAGUUUAGCAGUGAGAAGUUAAAGAACUCAGGUUUAUCAGAGGAAGAAAUCCGAAACUGCAUGCGUAUUGAAACACGGAAACGCUAUUUAUUUUUUAAGAAAACAAAAGUGGAAGAGCACUGUACCACUAACAAGAAGUCAGAGAGCUAUGAAGGUUCAUUUUUGCAGAAAGCAGAGAAAUCCAUAUCCCUGGUUCGAGGUGGGAAGAGCAGUUACGCAGCAGCUUUGGCAUGGGAGAAAGGAAACUCUGUUCCAGAUGAGAAAGUACUUUCUGAGUGGUUAGAAUCAGUGAAGGAAAAUCCUGCUGUGAUUGACUUUGAGCUUGCUCCCAUCACAAACUUGGUCAGAAACAUGCCCUGUGCGGUGACAAAACGGAACAAUCUCAGGAAAGCUUUUCAAGAAUACGCAGCCAAGUUUGACCCUUGCCAUUGUGCUCCGUGUCCAAAUAAUGGCCGUCCCACCCUCUCAGGCACCGAAUGUUUGUGUGUGUGUCAGAGUGGGACCUAUGGCGAGAACUGCGAGAGGCGGUCUCCGGAUUAUAAAUCUGAUUCAGUAGAUGGGAACUGGGGCUGCUGGUCUUCCUGGAGUGUGUGCAGUGCUGCUUAUAAGAGAUCAAGAACCCGACUGUGCAAUAACCCUGCCCCCCAACAAGGAGGCAGAUACUGUGAGGGGGAGGAGCAGCAAGAGGAGGACUGCACCUUUUCAAUAAUGGAAAAUAGUGGUCAGCCAUGUAUCAGUGAUGAUGAAGAGAUGAGAGAGGUAGAUCUUCCUGAGACAGAAGCAGAUUCAGGGUGUUCUCCACCUGUUCUUCCAGAAAAUGGAUUUAUCUGGAAUGAAAAGAAACUAUACUCGGUUGGGGAAGAAGUUGAAAUUUCAUGCCUAACUGGAUUCAAACCUGUUGGGUACCAGUACUUCAUUUGCUUACCAGACAGGACCUGGAGGCGAGGAGACAUGGAAUGCCAGCAAAUGGCAUGCCUCAAGCCAGUUAUACCAGAAAUGCUGACGCUCUCCUCCUUUCAGAGAGUAUACAGAAUUGGUGAAUCCAUUGAACUGACUUGCCCCAAAGGCUUUAUGGUUGCUGGCCCAUCCAGGUACACAUGCAAGGGGAAUUCCUGGACACCACCCAUUUCAGAAUCACUUACCUGUGAAAAAGAUAUACUGACAAAAUUAAAAGGCCCUUGUCAACCAGGACAAAAACAAUCAGGAUCAGAAUGCAUUUGUCUGUCUCCAGAAGACUGUAGUCAUUAUUCAGAAGAUCUCUGUGUAUUUGAUACGGACUCGAAUCAUUACAUUACUUCAUCCGCUUGUAUGUUUUUGGCCAAGAAGUGUUUAAAUAGUCAACAUCUCCAUUUUCUCCAUAUUGGUUCCUGCCAAGAAGGUGUACAGUUAGAAUGGGGUCUUGAAAGGACAAAACUUGCAUCCAAUAGCACAAAGCAAGAAUCCUGUGGCUAUGACACCUGCUAUGACUGGGAAAAAUGUUCAGCCUCCACUUCCAGUUGUAUCUGCCUGUUGCCCCCUCAGUGCAUCAAAGGUGGAAACCAACUCUACUGUGUCAAAAUGGGGUCAUCAACACUCAAGAAAACAGUGAACAUCUGUGAAGUGGGAGCUGUGAGAUGUGCAAAAAGAAAAGUGGAGAUACUGCAUCCUGGGAGGUGCCUGGCCUAGCACAAUUAUUGACAAAUGGAUCUACUAUGCAAAAGAAACCCUUACAGAAGGACGUUUUUGUUCAGAGAGCAUGCUAGCAUGGUCAGAAAUUACUGACAGAAAUUCUUUGGUGUUAGUUUCUCUCCCUCGUCCAGCAUCCCCUAUUCAGUCAGUACCAGUCCAUGUCACCCCAUAAUAUGUCCCUGAGUGACAACUCCAACUCCAUAUCAGUCUAGUAAGUGUUCUUGUUCAUAUUUCAUAAAAAUAAGGAUAAUUCUAAGGACCUUAUGAAGCAUGUGGUAUUAAGCAUUCUCACAGUAAAAAACAAGAGUAAAAACCAUAAUUUUCUUCAGUGAGUUAAUAAAGAAAUUUACAGUGUCUAUAAAACACAUUCUGGAAACCUAACCAUCAUAUAUUCACUCAGCAAAUAAUUUCUAAGUGUCUAUAAUUUGCUGAGCACUGUUAAAAGUCCUAAGAAAACAGGUGAAACCCGUUGCUUUAAGUUCAUAUUCGGAUGGGAUUAGACAUACAAAAAAUAACUGAAAAGUAUGUAAUAUGAUUGAUGUUGAUCAUUGCUAUGGAGGAAAUACACCAGGGAAGGGUGAGUGCCAUCCUUAAGCAUCAUUUUAUGCAAUAAAAUAUUCCACAGUAAUAAAUAUCACUAAGUAUGAUUGGGCUCAAGUGGGAAUCACCUUAUUUAAAAUAGUUAAACAUCUUUUCUGAUGUUUUCUCAUUUCCCUUCCUUCCUUUCCCCUUCCCUCCUCCCUAGUACCUUUUCCUUUUGAACAAUUUCUUCCUAUUUCACAAUAUCUAUUAUAAAAUCAGAGAAGAAGGAAAAAAUGGAAACAAAUCUUUUGUAAAUAAGGAAGGGAAGUGGGAUUGAAAGGAGGGGAGGGGAAUGAGGAAAAAAGAGUCAAGAUAUACAUGUACAGUUAUAAAGUCCCUAUGAUGAAGGUAAUCAUUGUGUAUAUCUAAAAUGUACCAAUAAAAUAAAUUUUUAAAAGAUAAUCUUCUGAGGUUUCAUUCUCUGAGGUAAGAGAAAAGAGAAUUCCUUCACCUCAGCCAAAAUAUGUCACAAAACUCAACCCAAAGUGUAUAAUGCAAAAAACAAUGCAUGAGAAUCCUGAAGGAAUUAUUUGUAAAUAAAUCAAAUCUUUUUAUUGAGCCAUAAA
Molecule: messenger RNA, 4239 nt
Organism: Heterocephalus glaber (naked mole-rat)
Lineage: Eukaryota; Metazoa; Chordata; Mammalia; Rodentia; Bathyergidae
Gene: C6
Product: complement C6
Biological process (GO): complement activation
Cellular component (GO): membrane attack complex
Molecular function (GO): protein binding
Source: RefSeq, a predicted model, not a curated record